AUGGAUAUUAUAAUAUCAUCAACAGUGGCUGAUCCAUCAACAGUAACUGUGCGUAUUGAAAGUGCAUCAACAAGUGAUUUAAAUGUUCAAGAUGUUGUUACAACAUCAUCGUCUGAUGAUGAUGAUGAUGAUUUACAACAACGAAGACAACAAAAUAAUAAUGAUCGUUUCGGUUAUCGUAUUUCAUCUGCAACUAGUAGUCGUCGACAAACAACAUCAGUAAGAAUUAAUAAUAAUAAUUCAUCUCAACGACAACGUCGUAGUCGUUUAACUACCGAUACAACAAGCUCAAUGCGUGUACCAAAAAAUCGACCAAUAACUGCUGUUUCAUUACCAGCUAAACCAUCAGCAUGUGACAAUGAAUGGGAUCUUGAUUCUGCACGUAUAUUAGUAUCAUCAGUUCAACGACGAAAUCCAUCAUGUCCAUUAAUAUCACCAACAAAUGCACAUCCUAAACCUUCAUCUCAACCUAUAUUUACACAUCAACAUGUUCCAACUAUAUUUACAACUACUUCCGAAUGUCUUGGUAAAGAAUUACGUCCACAACCACGUCGUGAUAUACCAAGACGUGCACAAUCAUUAGCUAAAUCAGCAAAAAUUGAUAGAAAUACAACAUCAUCAACAACUUCAAUUGUUUUUCUUACUAAUGAUAUUUUAUUAGGUUCAAUACGUGCUUUACAAAAUGAAAGACAAUUAUGUAAAUUAUCUAUUGAUUAUCUUAUUGAUGCAACAAAUAUGAGACCUGAUGAAUUAGCACGUAAAGCAAAUGUUGGUGCUCGUCUUCAAUGUCAUUGUAGUCAUACACAUUCACGUUGUACAUUAACACUUGAAUUUGAUCAAUUAUAUCUCCCAACAUCAUCACCACCAUCAACAACAACAACAUUAACAAUGGAUUAUAAUAAUUUAAAUAACAAUAAAAUACGUGAAUUAACACGUUUACAAUUAAGUCAACUAUUUUCAGCUGUUAAUCAUUUUAUAUAUAAAUCACAACAAGAAGGUAAACGUAUACUUAUAUAUGGUUUUGAAUUAACACCUAAUUCACCAUUAGCUGUUAUUGCUAUACAAUAUUUAAUGUUAAAUGAUGAACAAUUAUCAUUUGUUGAAGCAACAAAUCGUAUAAAUUGUUUAUUUCCUGUUAUACCAUUACAACAUCAACAAUAUCCAAUAAUGGAAAAACGUUUUCAAGAUUAUUUAAAAUAUUUAGAUAGAAAAAGAUUUCCAAGAAAUUUUAAUGUUCAUAGUAUUAUAAGUGAUGGUAGUACAAGUAGUGGAAAUGAAAAUCCACAAUCAUUACGUGAAUGUUCAUCGAAUUCACCUGAAGUAACAACAACAACAAUAACAACAAAUAGUACACCAGUUACAUCAUGGACAACGAUUCCAAUGUCUAUUAUUAAUGAUAAAACUAAUUCAUCUCAUCAUAUAGUUGCUGCACGUUCAGCAUGGGACAGUUAA
Molecule: messenger RNA, 1452 nt
Organism: Rotaria sordida
Lineage: Eukaryota; Metazoa; Rotifera; Eurotatoria; Philodinida; Philodinidae
Source: the annotation of a GenBank genome assembly